Molecule: messenger RNA, 3640 nt
Organism: Cuscuta europaea
Lineage: Eukaryota; Viridiplantae; Streptophyta; Magnoliopsida; Solanales; Convolvulaceae
Source: the annotation of a GenBank genome assembly
CGAAACCUAUCCUUUGGAUGGGGAACGACGAGGGAGUCGUGGCCCAGGACACCGCCUCUCAGGAGGUCCAAUCCUGGGACCGCCAUGGCAAAAACAAAGAAAGGCCCCGGACCUCCGCCCUCGAGAGACUCGGAGGGGCGCAAGACCGCUGAGGGGUCCAAGACCGUCUCGAGGGGAAGGCGUUCCAAAGACCUCAAGAAAGUGGUGGAUCCGUCUCCAGGGCAGACGAAAGACGUCCUGCUCAGGACAAAGGCAAUGCACCACUCCAUGCCGAUGACGCGAGACAUCAAAUCAAUCAGGCCCACUCGGCUCGUGUUCGUUCGCAGGGGGCGGAGGCCCUCCCGAAGGAUCCCGAGGACGAGAUCAUUGUGGCCCUCCAGCGCCGGCUUGAUAAGAUGCAGGCCCAUCGAGCACAUACCGCCGUCACCACCCCUCAUGCAGAUCCCAAAUAUGAGGCCAUGAUGGCCAAAAUGGAGGAGAUGCAAAAGAGAAUAACCGAGGGCUCCGGGGAACCCGUUAUCCAACUCCGGACUAGGAUGCCAUUUACCCCAAGGGUAUUGGCGGCCCGAAUUCCGUAAAAAUAUCGGGGGCAACCCAUCAGGCCCUAUGAGGGAAAAACAGACCCCAGGAGCAUUACAGCCGAUACCAAAGCAGUAUGAUGAUGGUGGGGGCAUCGGACGAAUAUUUGUGCUGUUAGUUCCUUUCCACCUUAGAGAGACCAACGUACGAAUGGUUCAACCGAUUGCCUGAAGGCUACAUCGAUUCAUGGCAAGAACUCGCCCAACGCUUCUUGACGCAAUUUGCAGGGAUACGCCGGUCAAGGAAACACUUCUCCCACUUACUAACGGUAAGACAAAGGAAUGAGGAGAGCCUUCGGGACUUCUUGGAACGCUGGAGGACGGAGGCGGAUAAAGUUGAUGACGCUGACGACGGGACCCUCCUGGCUCUCCUUGAAACAGUUCUCCGCCCCGGGAACUUCUUAAGGAGCCUCAUCAUUGAACCUCCCCGCGAUUACAUAAGGGCCCUGCAGUGGGGGGACCGGUACGCCGAGGCCGAGGAGGUAGAAAAGUGCCAUCACAACCCUGAUUAGCAACGCCCUCGGCCAGAUGACAAAGGCAACCGGGGGGUCGGGGGCUCCCCCAAAUCAACCCAAGGUUGCGGCACUCCCCAGUGAUCGCCUCCGGCAUGGCCAAGCCAAGCCCGGGGGAGGUUACAAGGGAAACCCGAAGGCUUGGGCCCAGCCCAUUCUCUUGGAGCACCCUCGGACUCCCUUGACACACCCCGUCAGUGUCAUCCUAGACUUCGCCGAGGAGAGAGGCCUUGUGGAGCGCAACUCUCACGCACCCCUGGAGGUAUACGCCAUCAACCCCAAUUAUCCUUACUGUCGGUUCCAUCGCAACCAAGGGCACAGUACCGACGACUGCCAUCAGCUGAAGACGGCCAUUGAAAGGUUGAUACAGGCAGGCCACAUGUCCCAAUUCAUCAGAGGCCCUCCGCCUCAGGGGACCCCUCACUACCAGGGCCCCCCUAAGAAAGCAAAUGUUUGGGUCAACCCAAACACCAUCCCCCUCGGCGACCCGAUGGGUAAGAAAAGGGAGAUUGGAAACCUCGAUGAGUGGAGGAGUACAGCCAGUACCAGGAGAAGAAGCGCCACAUCCAUAUGAUCACUGGAGGUAACACAGGGGGGACUCCACCAGCCAGCGGAAGAAGUGGGCUCAAUCGCUAUACGUGGGGGAAGUCACUCAUAUGCCCCCGGUAAAGCGGCUGAGGGAGGAGCCCAUCACAUUCACAAACGCCGAUCUCCCCCCUGCUUUCUCUCUACACAGGGAUGCCCUCGUCAUUCGUACGGAGAUCAAUGACACUAUCAUCCACAGAACUUACGUUGAUACGGGUAGCUCCGUCAACGUAAUGUACCUCAGCACUUUCAAGGAGCUACACCUAGAGAGGGAGUCCCUUCGGCCCAUAAAGACCCCUCUUGCCGGCUUCACCGGAGACACCAUUGAUUCCGAGGGGUCAUAACCCUCCCGGUACUAUUCGGCGACGGGUUCCAUAAAUCCAAGCUCGAAGUGGAGUUCGUCGUCGUCAACAUCGACUGCGCCCACAACAUCAUCCUCGGCAGACCAGCCCUUGAGGACCUCGAAGCCAUCAUCUCCAUGAGGCAUCUGUGCCUCAAGUUCCCCGCCGAAGGAUGCAUCGGUUACUCAAGGGGGAACCAAAAACUUGCCCACACUUGCUACCUUCAAGUGACGAAGAAGGUCAGUAAGACCGAGUUCCGUGUUGACACCAUCACCGGAACCGUGGAGAAGGAAGAGAAGAGGCCGAGGGCAGAACCCGCCGAGGAAGUAGAAGACUUUGUGCUCGACCCGGCCAAGCCGGAGAGAGUAUUGAAGAUUGGAGCCAAGCUCCCUGAAGACCUGAAGACCGGCAUAACUGAAGCUCUCCGCGCCUACUCCAUUGUUUUUGCAUGGGGGCCGGAGGACAUGCCCGGAAUCAGCCGAAGGGUCAUCACCCAGCGCCUCUCGGUGGACCCUUCGGUCAAACCUGUACAACAGCGAAGAAGGCCCCUCUUGGCCGAAAGGAGGGAUUUUGUGAAAAAGGAGGUUGCCACGCUCCUCUCCAUCAAGCACAUCAAGGAGGUGAGAUACCCCUCAUGGCUGGCGAACGUAGUCCUCGCACAGAAACCACCCACCUUCCGCAUGUGCGUGGAUUACACGGAUCUCAAUAAGGCGUGCCCUAUGGACUCCUUCCCUCUGUCAAAUAUUGAUCAAUUGGUGGAUGAAACGGCGGGGUGCAAGAUCAUGUCAUUCCUCGACGCCUUCCGCUGAUAUCACCAAAUUUUCAUGCAUGAGGAAGACGCUGAAAAAACAGCCUUCAUGACUCCCGAAGGCAUCUUCUGCUACCUGGUCAUGGCCUUCGGUCUGAAAAAUUCCGGCGCCACUUACACCCGGAUGGUGGCCAGGGUCUUUCAAGCCGUCCCGGGGCGCACCAUGGAGGCCUAUCUUGAUGACAUGAUCGUCAAAAGCAAACAAUCAUCAACCCAUGCUGACGACCUCCGGGAGAUCUUCGCCAUCAUGCCAAAGUUUCACCUUCGGCUAAACCCGAAGAAAUGCACCUUCGGCGUGCAAGGAGGCAAAUUCUUAGGCUACAUGGUGAGCCGAAGGGGUAUCGAGGCCAACCCCGAGAAAAUCCAAGUCAUCAUCAACAUGGAGCCCCCACGCAACGUGAAAGAGGUCCAACGGUUGACGGGCCGCCUGACAGCCCUCAACCGCUUCCUAUCCAAAUCGGCGGAGAAGUCUUUACCCUUCUUCCACAUCAUGAGGAAGACCGCUGGCUUCCAAUGGACUUAAGAAUGUCAGGAGGCCUUCGACGAACUAAAACGGUAUUUAUCUUCACCCCCUGUGCUCUCCAAACCCAAGGUAGGGGAAAUUCUAUACCUUUACCUUGGUGUCAGCCUGGCUGCCAUCACCUCAGUGCUCAUCCGGGAGGAAGAUGGCGUCCAACAUGCCAUCUUCUAUGUUAGCAAGACCCCUAGGGAGGCCGAACUCAGGUACUCUCCUAUGGAAAAAACAGUGCUGGCCAUCGUCUGGACCGUCAAGAAACUAGGCCACUACUUCCAAGCUCAUCCGGUCCAGGUCCUCAC